Molecule: messenger RNA, 999 nt
Organism: Lepus europaeus (European hare)
Lineage: Eukaryota; Metazoa; Chordata; Mammalia; Lagomorpha; Leporidae
Gene: TTPA
Product: alpha tocopherol transfer protein
Exons: 6
Coding region: 28-864 (278 amino acids)
Cellular component (GO): membrane
Molecular function (GO): phosphatidylinositol bisphosphate binding
Source: RefSeq, a predicted model, not a curated record
AGGGCUGCGGCGGCGGCGGCGGCCGGCAUGGCAGAGACGUGGCCCGGGCCCGCGGCGGCGCCGCAGCUCAACGCGCUGCCGGACCACUCGCCGCUGCUGCAGCCAGGCCUGGCGGAGCUGCGGCGCCGGGCCCAGGAGGCGGGCGCGCCGUCCGAGCCACUGCCGCUCACCGACGCCUUCCUGCUGCGCUUCCUGCGUGCCCGGGACUUCGACCUGGAGCUGGCCUGGCGGUUAUUAAAAAACUACUAUAAAUGGAGAGCAGAAUGUCCAGAAAUAAGUGCAGAUCUACACCCUAGAAGUAUUCUUGGCCUUCUGAAGGCUGGCUACCAUGGAGUCUUGAGAGCAAGGGAUCCUACUGGCAGCAGAGUUCUUAUUUAUAGAAUUGCACACUGGGACCCAAAAGUUUUUACAGCUUAUGAUGUAUUUCGUGUAAGUCUAAUCACAUCUGAGCUUAUUGUACAGGAAGUAGAAACUCAACGGAAUGGGAUCAAGGCUAUCUUUGAUCUGGAAGGCUGGCAGUUUUCACAUGCUUUUCAAAUUACUCCAUCUGUUGCCAAGAAGAUUGCUGCUGUACUUACAGAUUCCUUUCCAUUGAAAGUUCGUGGCAUCCACUUGAUAAAUGAACCAGCCAUUUUCCAUGCUGUCUUUUCCAUGAUUAAACCAUUCUUAACUGAAAAAAUUAAGGAGCGGAUUCAUAUGCAUGGGAACAGUUACAAACAAAGCUUACUGCAGCAUUUCCCAGACAUUCUUCCUCUGGAAUAUGGUGGUGAAGAAUUUUCCAUGGAGGAUAUCUGUCAGGAGUGGACAAAUUUUAUAAUGAAGUCUGAAGAUUAUCUCAGCAGCAUUUCUGAGCCCAUUCAUUGAGAGAAAAUCACUUUGUUUGAAUGGAUUCCUGAUUAAAAAUAUAUGAGUUGUACAAAAAAUAACUUUUGCGGCCCCGCCCCCAGCCCAGAGCGCCCGGUGCGCGUGGCGCGGCCCACGACGCGGGGAGGAUGGCGC